CUUCACUUUAGUGUAACAGUUGUAUUCAUCCAUAAUGUGUUAUUUAUAACAUAACAUCACGCACACUCUGUAUCAUUGUAUGUUUCGUUCGAGGAAUAAAUAGUAAAUUUAACUAGGUGGAUUUUACCCGCUGUCAGUUCAGAAUGUCCGAAUCGGAAACGACUUCACAGUACAACCGUACAUUCAGCAGAUGCCGAAUAGCAAUCAUCGUGCUAUGUGUGAUAAUCGUUGCCUUGCUUAUAGCAUUUGCAGUUGUGAUUUCUCUUCUUCAUGAAAGAUUAUUCUCCGCACUUGGCGACAGAAGUUGUCCAUCACGUGACCAUAAUAUCAAUCUUGAUCCCCCGGAUAUUCUGCCGCCGUUUCACGAUCUUACAAAAGACGAAAUCAUGUCUAUCAAGCAGUUUUUAUACGGACAACCAGAUUUAAAUCUAGCUCAUGCAAAUGACAUUCGCUGCAACAGAAGCUUCAUCUACACAAUGGAACUAAAUGUUCCAGAAAAAGAAGAAACAUUAAAAUUUCUCGAUAGAGAAGAAUUAAGACCAGUUAGAGAAGCUAAAGUAAUAAUAUACAGAGGCGAUAAAUCCGAUCCAUUUGUACAAGAAUUCAUUGUAGGCCCACUACCAUAUCCUAAAGAGAAGAGAUCAGAGACACAAGGACCAUUUCUUUUUCGUCCUUUAUCAACACCAGAAUACUUCGGGGCAAUUGACAUAAUGCGAACUGAGAUACAGAACAAAAUGAGUCACAUCGUAGAAGAAAGUUAUGGAGGAAAAGUUGGAAAUUGUUCUGAGAAAUGUUUAGAAUUUCAAAUGAUUACACCAAUUUCUCCAGUGUCACAUGGUGAGCCAAAAGCAAGGAAAAUAUGGUUCUGGCUUGCACCAGUUGUUGAAUACUGGAGCCUUCAUCCCAUAGACUUUUCCAUUCUCAUGGACCUUACGAGUAACAAGGUUGAGGAGUUCACAAUUGAUAAGAUAUACUAUGGAAAUCAAAUGUUUAAUACUGUGGAUGAGCUUUUAAGAGCAUAUGAGUCCGGCUCUGUUACAAAAACCCAAAUACCAUUUCCCUCUAUAAGUAAGGAAUUGUAUUCUUCAAUGCAUAGAAGAGGAACUUUAUUUCCAGAGGAGCCGUUACUUCCGCCGACAGAAUUUGAACCAAGUGGAAAAAGAUAUUCAAUAAACGGCCGCCAUAUUAAAUACAUGGGUUGGGACUUUGAUGUCAGAAUGUCCACCAUAUCCGGCCCACAAAUAUUUGACAUAAGAUUUAAUAAUAAGAGAAUUGUUUAUGAAUUGAGCUUGCAGGAAAUUGCUGUAUUUUACUCUGCAAAUAGUCCUGCUCAGCGUGUUGCAGACUAUGUAGAUGGCGUAGCUUUGAUUGGCUCAAGGGUAAGGUCACUUGUUUCCGGUGCGGACUGUCCCUAUCACUCAACGUUUCUGAGUACAGACCUAGUUCUUGAUUACAGUGAAGAACCAGUCCAUUUUGAUCGUUCAUUCUGUGUUUUCGAGCAUAAUUCAGGUGUUCCACUGCGAAGACACCUGUCUUUUCAAGGAUAUAGGGUAUUUUAUGAGGGCAUGAUGGAUAUUGUUCUAACUGUGAGAACAAUAGCAGCAAUAGCUAAUUACGAUUACAUUGUUGAUUUCAUCUUUCACCAGAAUGGAGCACUUGAAGUUAAAAUGAUUUCAACAGGUUACAUCUUGACCUCAUUUAGGCAUCCGCCGGAAGACAGUUACGGUUUCCGGUUGCGCGAUCACAUGAUUGGGAAUAUUCAUCACCAUAUGUUUCAUUUCAAGGUUGACCUGGAUAUUUAUGGACAGAAGAAUCAGUUUGAAACUAUAGAAAUAACCCCAGAACAAGUCGAUAAUACUAAGUGGUCAGCACAAACUACGACAAGAUACCACCAGACAAGAAUUGUUCGACACCAAAUAAAAUCUGAAAAAGAGGCAGCUAUGAAGUAUAACUUUGACAAGCCAAAGUAUCUGACUUUCUACAACAAUUUGGCAUUAUCGCCUACCGGUGUACCAAGAGCAUAUAGACUACUCACAAGAGGAAUUUCUAAACAGAUGCUCAAACAAGGCACAGGACAAGAACCAUCUGUAUCCUGGUCACGGUACCAAGUUGCUGUAACCAAAUACAAGGAAGAGGAAAAACGUAGCAGCUCCAUGUAUGCUAUCUGGGACGCCAAGGACCCUGUUGUCAAUUUUCAGAGUUUUAUUGACGACGAUGAAAACAUAGCCGACGAGGAUCAAGUGACAUGGGUAACUUUGGGCAUACAUCAUAUUCCACACACGGAGGAUAUUCCAGUGACCCCAACAGUUGGCCUUGACCUUGGAUUUUUUCUUUUACCUUACAAUUAUUUCGAUGAAGACCCCGCUAUGGGAUCUGGUGACGCUAUCAGGAUAGAGCCCAAAGAUCAAGUUGACUUGAAUAAAGGGUUGAAAAUAGAAACUUACGGAAAGUCUGAAAACUUGCAGUGUUUUCCCAGACAGUCGACAUUUAUAAGUCAUUUAAAGGAGAAACCUGAAAGCAUUUUUGGAUAGUGGAAGGACGUCGAAAUAAUGAAUUGUAUAUAUUUGCGUAACUAUAGAAAACUAGAUUCGAUAAAAAAGCCAGACACUUUUA
Mercenaria mercenaria is the source of this 2613-nucleotide messenger RNA. Its product is annotated as putative amine oxidase [copper-containing]. Gene Ontology annotation, biological process: amine metabolic process. Gene Ontology annotation, molecular function: quinone binding; copper ion binding; primary methylamine oxidase activity. Gene Ontology annotation, cellular component: plasma membrane. The coding region runs from base 144 to 2531 and encodes 795 amino acids. Lineage: Eukaryota; Metazoa; Mollusca; Bivalvia; Venerida; Veneridae. The transcript has 4 exons. The record is from RefSeq and is a predicted model, not a curated record.